Molecule: messenger RNA, 3711 nt
Organism: Exophiala dermatitidis NIH/UT8656
Lineage: Eukaryota; Fungi; Ascomycota; Eurotiomycetes; Chaetothyriales; Herpotrichiellaceae
Exons: 4
Coding region: 1-3711 (1236 amino acids)
Molecular function (GO): lipid binding
Source: RefSeq, a predicted model, not a curated record
AUGGAGGCUCAACAGCAGAAAAGCGGGAAGCCUUGGAGUGGCACGAACAAGAUCCCAAACAUUAAGGAAUUUGUGGCACGGCUCGACAAGGACAAGGCAGAUAGAGACAAGAAUAUCGACGCCCGUCUACAGAACCAACAGCUCGGUGGCUCUAAUGAAGCAACUCCUCAUCAAAACGAAAAGCGACAGGAACAUGGGAAAACUGUCACCGAUCCAGUCACUGGCAAUGAAGUGGUCAUCGCGGACGUGGGCAAAGAAUAUAUGCAAAGGGCCGACAACCCACAGCUGUCGGUUCCAAACGCAAAUCUAGGCAAGCCUACGCCGGUCAAGACAGACCCUUCUCAGCGAAACCCCGAGUACAAAGAGAAACAAGACAUAACGGCGCCUCCGGAUCCGAUCGUCGAGGGAAGCACGUCCGAUGUCCCUAUCCAUGGAGAGAAGACCAACAUUCUGUUCCACCCGACACCUUCCGUCAGCUACGAGCCAAUGUUUUCGAUACUGGAAAAGCGCGCAGGCGGCCUCUGCAUUGCUAUCUUCGUGUCUGUUGUGAUCAUUGGCAAGAUGUUCGGUGGAGCUCUCAAAGGUCUGAUCCCGUUGGGCCUGUGUCUUGCAUCCGGCGUUUGGCUGUGGAUGAAGGAGGUUGUGAGAAGCGGACGAGAGGUCGAGUGGCAUAGUGAGCAGACUCGAGGUGAAACUGCGGUGGCCAAUCUCCUGCCUGAAUCGGUCGAAUGGAUGAACACUUUCCUCGGGGUUGUCUGGGGCUUGAUAAACCCGGACAUGUUUGCUGGAGUCGCAGACACGCUGGAAGAUGUCAUGCAAGCCUCUGUUCCCGGGGUCAUCAACAACGUUAGAGUCGCAGAAAUCGAUCAGGGAAACAACCCUAUCCGAAUCCUCAGCUUACGUGCUCUACCCGACUCCCGAGUCGGCGAGCUGAAGCAGAGUAUCCAUGAUGAGAAUAAGAAAACCAAGGAUCCACAAGAAGCGGCGGCAGACGAGGAAGGCGGCGACUACUACAAUCUCGAAGUCGCCUUUGCCUACCAUGCCAAACCUGCUGGGGCAAGCGCAUCCUCCAAAGCGAGGAACAUGCACAUGAAUCUCGUCUUCUAUCUGGGCGUCAAAGGCUUGAUCGGCGUACCGUUGCCUAUUUUCGUUGAACUGCAAGAACUUGUGGGCACCGUGCGCCUGCGCCUCCAGAUGACACCAGAGCCGCCUUUCGCAAAGAGUCUCACCUUUACCCUGAUGGGUGUUCCUCAUGUUCAGGCAGGCUGUAUUCCGAUGGUCAGACACGGGGUUAAUAUACUCAAUUUGCCAUUGAUCUCCAAUUUCGUUAACUACGCGAUUGGGGCAGCAGCCAGCAUGUAUGUCGCUCCGAAAUCGAUGCAACUCGACCUCAAGUCUAUGCUGCAAGGAGACGACAUCACCAAGGAUACCCAGGCCAUUGGUGUCAUGUGGAUUCGGAUUCAUCGCGCGGUUGGUCUCAGCAAACAGGACCGCCGUGGCAGUAAACAUGGCGGCAGCGACCCGUACAUCAACCUGUCGUUUUCGAAAUAUGGCAAACCGAUGUACUGUACUCGCGUUAUCUGCGAUGACCUCAACCCCGUCUUUGAAGAGACUGCGGCACUUUUGGUCACACCUGAGUUGGUCAAAGCUGACGAGCAGCUCAGUGUGGAGCUGUGGGACUCGGAUCGCAAUUCUGCCGAUGACAUGGUAGGCAAAGUGGAAUUGUCGAUGCAGAAAAUGAUCCAGCACCCAGGCAAAAUGUACCCGCAAAUCUCCAAGUUGGCUGGGGUGCAACAGGGCACCGACAUGCCGGGUGAACUUCAUUGGGAGGUGGGCUAUUUCGGCAAGCCCAAGUUCCGUCCUGCCUUGCGCACCGAUGGCAAGGACAAGAAUCUGCCUGCCAAACUACAAAAUGAUCCUCAGUUCCAAGAUGAAAAGGGUACACUCGACAGCGACGACGCCGACGCCGUCGCACACACGCCCCCUGAUCCGCUGUGGCCCAGUGGCAUCUGCAGCGUUAUCGUACAUCAGAUCGUUAGCUUGGAACUGGAGAACAUCAAAGGCAGCGAGGGCAACAGAAAGGGCAAGGAGUUUGAGCCAGCCAAGCCAUAUGGCGAGGCAACCGAAGAGGAAUCUAUCAGACUGCCCACUUCGUACUGCACCAUCCUUUUCAACGAUGUGUUGGUCUACCGCACUCGCGCCAAGGCGGUCAGCAGCAAGCCAAUCUUCAAUGCCGGAACAGAGCGGUUCAUGCGUGACUGGAGGUCGGGCAUUGUCACAGUCACUGUCCGUGACCAGCGAAACCGCGAGCACGAUCCCAUCUUGGGUGUGGUUCCUCUGCGAUUGUCCGAACUCCUCACCACCAGUUCUCAAGUGACCAGAUGGUACCCGCUUGACGGUGGUAUCGGCUUUGGACGCAUCAGAAUCUCUGUCCUCUUCCGAAGUGUAGAGCUCAAGCUCCCACCCAACAUGCUUGGCUGGGACGUGGGUACCUUUGAAUUCAUCUCAGACCAGAUCGUGGCCAAGGGCUGGAAGGAUAACACGAAGCUCAAGCUCCGCACGGGUGGCAGCACUGGCAAGAUACCCCGGACUCAGUGUCACAGUGGUGAUGAUGGCGUCUACUGGGACGUGUCCCCGCAGAACAACCACCACGUGCGAUUGCCGGUUAGAUACCGAUACCGAUCACCUGUCAUCUUCGAAUUCCAUGUCACGGGCAAACGCGGUGCGGCUGCUUACGCAUCUCUGUGGCUGCAGAACCUGGUGGACAACGAGGAGACACCUAUCGACAUACCCAUUUGGAAGACGAAGAAUGGCCAGCGACUGGUGCAGAAUUACAUCACCGAAGAUAAUGCUCAUGCCUUCAAGGAGACGGGCCUAGAAGACCUGGAGGAAGUGGGUCGCCUGCAAUUCCGUGGCCGGUUCAAGGCUGGUAUGGAUGAAUCGCACCGGGACUUCAUCGUUGACAACGACACACGUGAGACGUUCGAGACGUGGGAGGCGUGUCUGACCGAAGGUGUCCGGGACCGGGUCGUCGAAGCCGAAGUGCCGGAGAACAUUCAACAGUUGCACGAGGCUUCGUUGACCGAAGGUCGAGAUGUCCUAAAGCAAGAAGUCUCGGAAGAAGAGCGGCGUAAAUGGCUGAGCAAGAGUGGAGAAGACUGGUCGGGCGCAUUCAGUCAUGAUCCCAGAGCGUACACCGACAAGAAUCACGAGAAGAUUGCUGAGCCAGGCGUGGAUGACCCUCCCCAUGAUCCUUACAAUCCGUCUGAUGACGACGAUGACGAUUACGACGACGAAAGCAGUUCUGAUUCCGACCUGGGCAUUACCGAUGCCAGCAACGCUCCGGACGGACAAUUGACCGCUGGCACGACUGCUCACGCACUUACCACUCACCCUAACGGGGAUCAGGAUGACCAACAGUAUGCCGGUCGACCCAGCGCGGAUACGACAUUGACGAACGACACCAAUUACACGACCAUGACCGAAGGAUCGACCAAUUCGGUACUGCCCGUCCAGAAGAGGGAUUCCAAGUUCGAGAAAAAGGCAGGCAAGCGAGCCGAGGAGCGUAAACACCGGGGACUGUCACAAUGGACGCCCUCGCGGAAUGUCAAGUUUGCAAAGGACGAAGCGAAGAUCGGCAUGAGCAAGAUCAAGAAAAGAUUUACUGGAGGUUUGGGUGGACGAGAGCCCGGCGUCGAGACUGAAGCCUAA